AUGUAAAAAACAAAUAUAAAAUCUGUUACAGCUCGACAUGAGUAAGCGAAAGCCAAACUCACUAAGUAUGAAUGAAAUUGAAUAAUUAGAGAAUAAUUUCUAACUCUAGCAAAAAUGUGUUAGAGUACAAGCACUCAAUAAUUGAUCAAUAAGAAAUUGCCAUCAUAAUAAAAACCUGUAUUAGCAAGUUAAUUGAAUAUUUCUCCUAGAAAUAAUACACCAAAAAGUUGUAGAACUGCAUAAGAAGUAUAUUGAUUUGUUAAAGAAUAGAUGAAAUAUUUUCUUUAUUAAAAGAAUCUAGUUAAAGAUCCAAUUAAUAAACCGCAAAAUCAUUCUUAAUUACUUCCUAAGACUAAGAACAGUUUACAUCGAAAUUUCUCUUAAUUAGAAAAAUCAUCAAAUAGCUAAUAAAACAACGUAUAAUCAACAGCUCCAAAUACAGUAAAAAAAAAAUACAAUUUACUUUCAACUGACUCAGCAAAUAAAUCAGAUUAACGAUUUUCAUCUGUUUAAUUUGCAUAACAAAUAGCUCAAUAAUUAAAGAAGAAGUUUGAACCACAUUAACCAUAGCAAAAGAAAGAAAAUUUACAUGUUAGCUUAGAUGAUUUUGUAACAUAAAUAAAUAGACCUCAAUCAAUAAUUUCACCUUUUAAAUAAACAAAAUCGUUAUCCCCAUCAACAAGAGUUAAUGUUGUAUAAUCUAAAAGUAUUUAUUGUAUUAGAUUAGAUUCCCUAUAUUAUGUAUCCUCUUUAGUUGAAUCUUUUAGACAUAUUCUGCCAUAAAAUCAAGAACAAUAAUUAUUUAGAGAUCAUGCAAUCUAAACAUUCAAUUGUGUUUCAUUUUGUGUAAAAUUACAAGAACCUACUAAGAUGAUUUUAGAAUAAAAACGAAUAGAAAUUCCAAUGAAAUCAAAUUAUAAAUGUAUAAUAUAAUCUUAUACAUUAACUUAGUUAAGAAAACUGUAGUAUUUGAUUUGGAUGAAACUUUGAUUCAUUGUAAUGAGAAUCAAAAUCUAAGAGCAGAUGUUUAUUUACCUAUUACAUUUCCCUCGGGUGAUACAGCAUAAGCUGGUAUUAAUAUUCGUCCUUAUGCAAAAUGGAUUUUAUAAGAAUUGAGUCAACUUUGUGAAGUUAUAGUUUUUACUGCUUCUCAUUAAUGUUAUGCUAGUUAAGUGAUUAAAUAUUUGGAUCCCAAUUAACAAUUUCUUUCUGGAUAAUUAUUUAGGGAUAGAUGUGUAUUAUCUUAGGAUGGAGUGCAUAUUAAAGAUUUGAGAGUUUUGAAUAGGGAUCUAAAAGAUAUUGUAUUAGUUGACAAUGCAGCUUAUAGUUUUGGAGUUCAUUUAGAAAAUGGAAUUCCCAUUAUUCCAUAUUAUGAUAAUAAAGAGGAUAGAGAAUUAAAAAUGUUAUAUGAUUUCCUUGUAGAUCAAGUAUUACCUGCACCAGAUAGUAGAUUAGUUUUGCAAUCAGUUUUUAGAUUAAGAGAAUAUUAUAAUUAUGGGGAACCGAAAUAAGCAAUAGAGAAAUUAUAUUGA
This is a messenger RNA of Paramecium sonneborni, 1532 nucleotides long. The record is from the annotation of a GenBank genome assembly. NCBI's taxonomy places the organism in Eukaryota, Ciliophora, Oligohymenophorea, Peniculida, Parameciidae.